AUGGCGGAUACAGUCAGGUACCUGCUGGAGGGCAUGGUGCCCGAGCUGGACGACCUGGAGAAGCGAGGCUACUUCUCCCGCGCCGAGCUGGGGCGAGUGGUGCAGAAGCGGCAGGAGCACGAGUACGCGCUGAAGCGCUCCGCGGCGCGCCUGGCCGACUACCGCCGCGCCAUCGCCUUCGAGACCUCGCUGGAGGAGCUGCGCGUGGCGCGGCGCCGCGCGCGCGGCCUGUCUGGGAAGAAAACGCUGGCCGACCACUGCCUCGUCCGCCGCGUGCACUUCAUCUACCAGCGCGCGACGCGCCGUUUCCGCGGCGACCUGGCCCUGUGGGGCGACUGGCUCCGCUUCUGCCACGCCACGCGGUCCGGGCGGCGCGCCAGCCGCGUGCUGGCGCGCGCGCUGGCGCUGCACCCACGCUGCGCCGCGCUGUGGACCCAUGCCGCGGCCUGGGAGCUGGAGAGCAACGCGGACGCUGCGGCGGCGCGGGCGCUGAUGCAGCAGGGGCUGCGCGCCUGCAAGACCGACGCGCGCGCCGCCGCCGCGCUCUGGCACGAGUACUUCCGCCUGGAGCUCCUGGUCGCGGCGCGCCUGAGGGCGCGCCGCGCGCUGCUGGGCAUCGACGGGCCUGCUGGGGCGGGGGGCCCGGCGGAGGAGCAGGGAAAGACAGGAGAUGCCACAACAGACUGGGCAGGGCAUCCCGACGAGGCAGCGGCGGGGCCAGCUACCAAAGACAGCGAGGCCGAGGCGGCGCUGGCCGAGAUCAUGCGCGGCGGCAUCGCGCGAGUGGUCAUGCGCUCCGCGCUGGCGCAGGCGCCGCGCGACGCGGCCUUCCGCUCCCGUUUCCUCGACAUCCUGCAGGAGAUGGGGGAGUUCGAGGGCCGCGCCGAGAUUGAGGAGGAGAUCUACGCUGGUCUGGCGGCUGACCUGCCAGAGAGCCCGCAGGCGUGGGCGCUGCGCGCCCGGCAUGCUGCACCGAGCGGCGAUGCUCGGGACGCCAUUGCCGCCGGGCUUGAGGUAUUUGAGCGGGGCCUGGCCGCCGCGCCCUCCCCCGGCCUCUACUCCGAGGCGGUGGAGUUCCUGGUGCAGGCUCUGGAGGGCGACGCUCCUGGCGCCGACGAGACCCUGGCCACGGCGUGCGAGCUGUGUCGCAGGGCCGGCGAGGCGGGGCAUGGCUCCGUGCAGGUGCUGCUGACCUGGAGCCAGCUGCGCCUGCGCGUCGGCAACCUGGCGGGGGCUGCUGAGGUGGCGAGGACCGCGGCGGGCAUGCUCCCGCAGGCGCCCGAGCUCUGGGAGACCAGCCUGCGCCUGGCCGUGGCGGUGGCGGCGGCGGCGUCUGCCAGCCGCGAUGCCGAGCAGGCCAGCGGUUGCCCUACUACGUCCCAUGGAGACAGCAGUGGCGAUGACGAGGAGGCCGAUGCGCCGGGACCCUCGGGCCGCGACGACGCGCUGAUCGGCGCCGCCCUGGAGGCGGUGCGUGCCUGCCCGAGGAGCGAGGGCCUCUGGCUGCUGGCCGUCCAGUGCCUGGUGGCCGCCGGGCACAAUCCAGGCGUGCUGCGGACCCAGCUCGAGGUCGUGCUGGCCCAGGGCCCGCGGGGGCCCACCGAGGGCGGCAUGGGAGCGGUGGCGGCGGCGCUGGUCCGGGCGGUGGCGCUCGUGAGGUCGCCGGCGGCUGCACGGAAGCUUUACGCGUCCCUGAGGCACCUGCCCUCCCCCGGCGGGGAGUUCUGGCAUGCGGUGCUCGACAUGGAGCUUGAAGCAGCCAGGGCGGGGCGCGGCGACGAGCUGCCGCGGCCGCGCAUCCUGGCGCUGUUUGAGGCUGCCGUGGACGCACAUGGGCAGGAGGACGCCGACAUGUGGGUGCGGUACAUGCGCUACUCCGCCCAGCCGGGGUCCAAGGGCGGCACCGGGUCCGUUUACUGGAAGGCCGUCAGGGCUCUGCAGAGGCCCGCUGGAUUCGUGGAGCGCUGCCAGCUGGAGCGACUAGCCUGA
Auxenochlorella protothecoides is the source of this 1989-nucleotide messenger RNA. RefSeq names its product U3 small nucleolar RNA-associated protein 6. The record is from RefSeq and is a predicted model, not a curated record. The coding region runs from base 1 to 1989 and encodes 662 amino acids. Gene Ontology annotation, cellular component: Pwp2p-containing subcomplex of 90S preribosome; small-subunit processome. Gene Ontology annotation, molecular function: snoRNA binding; protein binding. The transcript is spliced from 6 exons. Lineage: Eukaryota; Viridiplantae; Chlorophyta; Trebouxiophyceae; Chlorellales; Chlorellaceae. Gene Ontology annotation, biological process: maturation of SSU-rRNA from tricistronic rRNA transcript (SSU-rRNA, 5.8S rRNA, LSU-rRNA).